GGAGAAGGUGCAGCUCCUCUCUCUCCGAGUGAAGAUUGAGAUUUAUCCCAGACUGCAACUUCGUUCCUCUGUCACUCAUCUAUCUCUCUCCUCUCACAUUAUAAAUGUGCCCCCAUUCGUGAAAUCGUCCAUCCGAGCGACUAUAUUUAUACCUCUCAUUACUUUAUGAACUUCUCUUCUCGCAACCUCCUACACUCCAGUGAGAAAAGGCCCAGCCGAUCCAACAUUUCUUCAAAUCUUCCACAUGCAACAACUUGAAGUCAUGUGAGAAAAAAGCUUGAAAGAAAUUGAUCUAUCGACUUCUGACAGAGCUCCUUGAUUCUUUGGGACUUGAACAUCAGUAGCUAUUCAAAUUGAGAGAAAAUAUUGAGAGGUUUUGGACACUAGUGUGGCAGGAAGAAUACUGAGACACCCGAGUGAGGGAAAUUCAAUGCCUGACUGUGAAAAGUGCUUCAAACCAUUUACUCAGCUCGGGGGAAUCAAAAUCUCACCCCUCACGGUGGGGAAAGACUGUGUAUCUGUUCUGCUUGUAAUUUCAAACCCAGAGUGACACAAGGAAAGCUCCCCCCAUGGGGAAACCAUGGAAAUGUGGGGACUGUGGGAAAGGAUUCUCUUCCCCCUCAGCACUGGAAACCCACAGACGCGUUCACACCGGGGAGAGGCCGUUCAGCUGCGCUCAGUGUGGGCAGACAUUCACUGAAGCAUCCCACCUUGUGAGACACCAGCGUGUUCACACUGGGGAGAGACCAUUUACCUGCUCCGUGUGCGGGAAAAGAUUCAGUCAGAUGGGCAACCUGCAGACGCACCAGCAGGUUCACACGGGAGAGAAACCAUUCACCUGCCCCGUAUGUGGGAAGGGGUUUGCUCAGGCAUCUAGACUGAUCAUUCAUAAGCGGGUCCACACCGGGGAGAGGCCAUUCACCUGCUCCGUGUGCGGGAAGGGUUUCAGUCAGAUGGGCAACCUGCAGACGCACCAGCGGGUCCACACGGGAGAGAAGCCGUUCACCUGUCCUGUGUGUGGGAAGGGGUUUGUUCAAUCAUCGAGACUCUUAAUCCAUAAGCGGGUACACACAGGGGAGAGGCCAUUCACCUGCUCAGUGUGCGGGAAGGGAUUCACUCAGUCAUCCACACUCCUGAUCCACCAGCGGGUACACACUGGGGAGAGACCGUUCACCUGCUCCGUAUGCGGGAAGGGAUUCACUCAGUCCUCUACACUCCAGAUCCACCAGCGGGUCCACACCGGGGAGAAGCCGUUCAUCUGCUCAGUGUGCGGGAAGGAAUUCAGUCGGAUGGGCAACCUGCAGAUGCACCAGCGGGUCCACACGGGAGAGAAGCCGUUCACCUGCUCAGUGUGUGGGAAGGGGUUUGCUCAGUCAGCUGCACUCUUGACCCACCAGCGGGUCCACACGGGGGAGAGGCCAUUCACCUGCUCUCAGUGUGGGAAGGGAUUCAUCAAUUCUUCUGCCCUGCUGACCCACCAGCGGGUCCACACAGGGGAGAGGCCAUUCACCUGCUUUGAUUGCGGGAAGGGAUUCAUCAAUUCUUUUGCCCUGCUGACCCACCAGCGGGUCCACACCAGGGAGAUGCCAUUCACCAAUGCUCUGCGGGAAGGAUUCAUCAAUUCUUCCACUCCACUGACCCACCCGCAGGUUCACACCGGGGAGAGGCCGUUCACCUGCUCUCACUGUGGGAAGGGAUUCACCCGCUCCUCCCACCUGCGGAGGCACCAGCGAGUUCACGAGCCACCGCAGGCGGAUUGAAAGAGCAACGGCUGAGAGCCAUUAUCGAUUGUACUAUUAACCCAGUUCUGGGGAUUCCCACUGUGAACGUGUGUAGGGUAUAAGGCGGCAGGGAAAGAGGUCUCUUCUGUGUUUUGUGAAACAAGAGGUUCAGCUGAGCAUGACUCUGAUCAGAUAAGAACUUGCAGUUAUCAGUGGGGUGCUGGAGGCAAGGUCAUGGGUUAACAAGGUGGAAAAGCAAUCACUAUGUAGAGCCACUUAACAAUAUUGGAAGCAUUCGGUAUGCAAAGUUGGCCUAACAAGGGGAAAAGAAUCCAUUGUAUGAAUCCAGUUAACAAGGUUAAGAACACUAAUUGUAUAACAGUAAAGGGCUUGGUCUCUGCUAUUGAUACUCAUUGAUUGUAACGGUCACCCAGUUAUAUGUAUGUUGCCUUAUCUGGAUGCUCUGCUCUGUAAAAUGUUGAUAUAAUUCAUGGAGAAACUGCUCUUCCAGAGAAGACCGUGAACUCAUGUCUUUGAGCACAUGGGCGAAUGUUCUGUCUCCCUCCAGGGCCCGGAAUAAAAAUGAAAGAG
Molecule: messenger RNA, 2312 nt
Organism: Hemiscyllium ocellatum (epaulette shark)
Lineage: Eukaryota; Metazoa; Chordata; Chondrichthyes; Orectolobiformes; Hemiscylliidae
Product: zinc finger protein 239-like
Exons: 3
Coding region: 570-1760 (396 amino acids)
Cellular component (GO): nucleus
Source: RefSeq, a predicted model, not a curated record